GUUUGUGAAGGUCGACUGCGGACACGCUUUCGUCCUAUCCGGACCAGCUAAGACGCCAAACACUGACAAAGACAAGAAGCUACUCCUCAAGCUGGGCUUCACGCUGGGGGAGACCUUAGGAGAGGGUGCGUUCUCCACGGUGAGGGCGGCCACCUCCCCCAAGUACACGGUCCCCCUAGCUAUCAAGAUGGUGGACAAGCGAAGGGCCUCUCCAGAAUUUGUGGAGAAGUUUCUGCCCCGGGAGCUCUCCAUCCUGCGUGAGCUGGAUCAUCCCAACAUCGUGCUCAUCUUUGAGAUCUUUGAGCUGACCAGCGGUAUGGUCUACAUCGUGAUGGAGUCGGCAGCCUUCGACCUGCAGCAGCGGCUGCAGCAGCUGGGCAAGCUGCCCUGCGUCCCCGACGCCCGGGACAUCUUUGUGCAGGUGGUGGGGGCCGUGCACUGCCUCCACGACCGCAACAUCGUGCAUCGUGACCUCAAGUGUGAGAACAUACUGCUCAGUGCUGAUGGCUGCCAGGCCAAGAUUGCUGACUUUAGCCUCAGCAGGGAAAUGAGCAGCUACCCAGAAGUGAGCAGCACCUUCUGCGGAACAGAAGCCUGCAUGGCCCCGGAGAUGUGGCUGCAUUACCCCCACGAUGCCAAGAAGUUGGACAUCUGGAGCCUGGGGGUGGUCCUUCUUGCCAUGGUGACUGGCAGCUUGCCCUUCCACGGCUGCCUCUGCAACACGAUCCAGCAUCAGAAGGAUGGGGUCCAGCACCUGAGGGGGGUGUCCGCGCUGCCGGAGCCCUGCCAGGCCCUCCUUGUCCAGCUGCUGCAGUUCUUACCAUCCUCCCGGCCCAGCGUGGAGCAGGUGGCCAGCAACAGCUGGCUGAAGGGGGAUAUCUAAGGGGAAUCCUCCCCAGAGAAUGUGUCAGGACAGCCAGCUUUUGGUGCAAUAAAUGCUGUUGAAGAAAAGCUCUUGAGCAGUUUGACUAGCAGGGUGUGGGUGGGAUUAAACUUCAAGUGCUGGCAAGACUUGGUCAAGAACUUGGUCAAGAACUUG
Messenger RNA from Lagopus leucura (white-tailed ptarmigan), 1039 nucleotides. RefSeq names its product testis-specific serine/threonine-protein kinase 6-like. The record is from RefSeq and is a predicted model, not a curated record. The transcript has a single exon. Gene Ontology annotation, cellular component: cytoplasm. Gene Ontology annotation, biological process: protein phosphorylation; intracellular signal transduction; microtubule cytoskeleton organization. Lineage: Eukaryota; Metazoa; Chordata; Aves; Galliformes; Phasianidae. Gene Ontology annotation, molecular function: tau-protein kinase activity; ATP binding; protein serine/threonine kinase activity. The annotation marks the transcript as partial.